AUGUGGGACUUGUGGCUCGACCUCGUUGUAGAGAGUGAAAUGAUGGAAGAUGAUGAUGAUGAACCGAUGUUCUUUGGCCCACCUCGACCUCCGGCUUGGUUUCAUUGGGAGCCUGGCCACGGCGAGCCGCCAGUCUUCCCUGCUGGACUUCUACCCAUUGGUAGUGAUUUUCAGGUAGAUGACCUCCUUUGGGACGGUGCAUCCCUGAUUCUUCCUCAGGGCCCCGUCCCUGAGCCACGCGAUGUCGAUGAUACAGCAGGUCCUUUCUGGGCCCCUGCCCCAGUGACCCUCCGUCAACAUCAUUUCCUCCCCAGAGAACAACCGACACACAAUGAAGACGAACUCUUCCUGCAAACGCUAGAAGAUGACAUAGCCACAGACCCAGUCAUUGAUUCUCUGGACAAUCUCUUAUUGGAUCGCCCCCCGUGGGCUCCUGACUUCCCUCUACCUCUCCAAGCGUCGAUCCGCGAUGUGGUGGAUUUAGUCGACUCCGAACCCUCUCUUCCCCCUCCAGGCUGGCAAACUGCGCUGACUCUCCUUCGUCCCUGGUUUCACGAAGCGCCGUGGAGAUUAGAGCCCGCGACCAAUGUUCCCGGUCACAUUGUCGGACGAGAAGAGCUUGUGUUGUGGAUUGAUGAUGCUGUGGAUGUUCUGAUCAGGCGCAACAGGACACUUUUGCAGUUUAUCAACUUUGAUAUCCGUCAGCAAAUGGCUGUUGCACCAGACGCGCCUCGGCCGUGAGACACGGGUUGAGAAGCGAAGCCAAGCAGCCUGGAAUGUGGAUUGAGGAGUCCAUCAAGAUAAUGAUGACGGUCGGAAGCAGUAUUAACUGUAUGACAUCGCAACUUGGACCUGUUGUACCUGUAACUAUUACAAGUGUUAUAACAUGAGCUCUUCUCGCUUAGGACAGUUAGCCAUAGUGUUGGACCUUUAGCCAGGGUUUUGGUCAACGAGGUCCUUUACCUUGUCCUUAACUAUGUAAAGAAUGGGAACUCGAACAUCGGUACCGGAGUGUACCGAUGUGGCGGUGUUAUAGACACUUGUUUUUCUGA
Messenger RNA from Neurospora crassa OR74A, 1052 nucleotides. RefSeq lists its product as hypothetical. The transcript has a single exon. The record is from RefSeq and is a predicted model, not a curated record. Lineage: Eukaryota; Fungi; Ascomycota; Sordariomycetes; Sordariales; Sordariaceae. The coding region runs from base 1 to 741 and encodes 246 amino acids.